CCUAAAGCCACCCCAAGACGCCGUCGAGGCACCCUGCCCCCUCGCGGCCGAUUGCGGCAGCUGCAUGACCAAGUCCCUUGCGUACGCCACGUAGAUCCGACACAAGCACCACUAGUGUCGAGACACUCCACGGCCGGCAUGCGCGCCCACCUCCCUGCCUCCGACCGGUUCGUCGAUGGCACCGGCGCCCUGGCCAACGGCGCCACGAUCCGCUGCUCGCCGUUCGGCCGAUGUCCUCUGCUGCCGUCGUGCAGCGCUCGCCGGCCAGAGACACUACGCAAGUCGGGUGAGAAACCAUCGUCUGGACGUCGGCAUGCCCGUGCCCUCCAACGUUGUCAUCACACCACCACUCAGGGUUAUUGGCAUCUCUUGUACUAUGGACAUGCCGAGACAACCACGCGUGACACUUACCGAUAUCACCAACACCUCAACCUCAGAUCAAGCCGGUGCCGUGGAUGCUGCUGCGCCGAGGAGGCAAGAAAGGAAUAAGCAACAACGCAAACGGCGAUAUGAGAUGUCUGAUGAACAAAGAGAAGAGAUUAAUAGGAAACAACAUGAGUAUCGUGCGCGAAAAAAAGGCAGAGUCAAACCGCACUUACCCUACAGGCGUCCUCACUCCAACCAUGACAUCCUCCACAUUGGCAGUUCAGAAUCAAAGCCAUUCUGCCAAUCCACUGUUUGAGUGCAUGAAUAAAGUAACUACAGGAUCGAUAUUUCUAUUGGAGAGCAUGAGCUUAUAACAAUACUUUCAAUUAAUCUGUUUAGUGCAUAACAUCUCGAAGUUUUCAGGCACAAUUUUUUUAAAGGUUUCACAUGUUUUUAGUAGUGAAGCAGCUAGGAAGCUUUGGCAUAUGCUCCAUCGUUUGGAUU
This is a messenger RNA of Panicum virgatum (switchgrass), 870 nucleotides long. RefSeq lists its product as uncharacterized. The transcript has 3 exons. The record is from RefSeq and is a predicted model, not a curated record. The coding region runs from base 139 to 489 and encodes 116 amino acids. Lineage: Eukaryota; Viridiplantae; Streptophyta; Magnoliopsida; Poales; Poaceae.